CUCUUCCUCUCUAUCUCUCUCUCCCUCUCUCUCUCUCUCGCGCCCUCUGUCCGUUUCUCCCCCGCUCUGACCACAUCCACUAAAGUCCCUCCACAGGCACGCAGUGUGCAUAGUGUUGGAGGCGUGUAGUGCUGACACUUUCCCCCAGCCCUCCAGUCCUGCUCUGGCCUGGCUCCAGCUACAGCCUGGCUCUCUGGUUCUGAUCAGACGGGCCCCCGCGCUCCAGUCCCUGGGGGGUCCAACUCUCCCACUCCACCCCCUCCAGAACACAAAGAGAGAGGGGGCCAGCUAAACUCUUGUCCUCCCACCACAGUUGUUUCCAAACCAACAGGAAUUUGGCUACCAGUUCCUUUAAUGUUUUCAAGAUGACUCUGACUGUUCUGAGGAAAUCCCCCCAUUUUAGUAGCCAUUUGAAAUGCCUUUUUGUUUUUAUUGCGAGGAAGUACGCACCGAGUUCCUCAGUCGGCUCCCAGGCUUCGUUCUGUGCAGUCUGUCAGUCAGUCUCUCUCUCUCUCUAGUGACUUUUCCAGGGUUGAGUUGCUGGGUUCAACUCAGAGCUGUUUGUCUGGGAGUAUUUCUGCAGUCUGGUUAGUUUCAGUGUUCGUCUGGGUUCCUGUGACUGUGACAUGGUAUUACUGUGAUAGGACACGUCUGUUGUUCUGAAAUCAACUGAAGGACAGGAUUGGAAUAUUCCACUGACCAGAGAGCAAAGAGUCUGCUGCCACUAACAGUAUGUUCUUACUGGGUAGUGGUCUGAUGGGGAACUCCUCUGCCUCCUUCAUGGGUACGUUCCUGGCCAGCAGUCUGGGCUCGUCCUCCCACCCCUCUCACCCCUCCCGGCCCCCCUCCUCACCCUCUUCACCCGGAUCCUUCCGUGGUGGGCCCCACUCCAGCGCCUCUCAGAUCUGGUUCCCUCACUCACACGAAGCCCCGGGAUAUCCUCGAUUCUCAGGGAGUCUCGCCCACACCUUCCUUCCCAUGAGCCACUUGGAUCACCAUGCCAACAGCGGCGUCCUCUAUGGGCAGCACCGUUUCUACGACACCCAAAAAGAGAACUUCUAUCUAAGAAGCCUUCCGUCCCAGCCCCCUCUCAUCUCAGCCAAUCACGGUCUUCCGCCCAUCUCCAGGGCGGGGCCGGGACACCCUCAGGGCUCCUGCAGUCGGGACAUGGACCCAGGGGGCGGAGUCAGCCUACACAAGGGCCUGAAGGAGGUGUCCGUCGAGAGAGGGGUGGUCCCCAGCACCAAGGACAAGGAGAGGCCCAGCAGCAAACAGGAGGCCAAGGAGCGUCAGCAACACCACAGCCACCACUCCCAGCCCUCACAUCCACACCACCACCACCCACACCCCGGCCACACACAGCCCCACCCCCACCAACAGCACCCCCAGUACCCCCAGCACCCGGUCUCCCUGGAGGAGGUCAAUAGCAGAGCUCUGGAGAGGCACAUGGAGCACCAACAGACCCUAGGAAUGACCAGAACCCUCAGCGCCUGCCUGCUCAAUGGAAAGAUGCAGAACGGGGGACUCUGGGACGGGGGGAGCCAAGGGGGAGGACACCUGGGGGACAAGUCCAGCGGGCAACCCUUCCAGAUGGGCACCCCAACCGACUGCCAGGGGUUGGUGGGUGGGGGCGGCAGUGCCAAGGAUAAGGCCAUGGAGAAGAGUAACUGGCACAGGAAACAGCAGCAGCAGCUGUACAGAAAGGCUGAGAAGACCCCAGACUGGAUGCAGCAGCAGAGUCACCACCCCCAACAACCCCAUCCCCAACAACCCCUUCCCCAGCAGGCCCAGCCCCAACAGCUCCAACAGCCCCAACAGCCCCAUCCCCAACAACCCCUUCCCCAGCAGCCCCAGCCCCAACAGCCCCAGCCCCAACAAACCCAGCCCCAACAGCCCCAGACCCAACAACCCCAGACCCAACAACCCCUUCCCCAGCAGCCCCAGACCCAGCAGCACCAAGCCGUGCGUUCUCGCAGCGUCGAAUGCAUCAAUAGCGUGGGAGUGGACACCACCGAUGUGUUCAGGCCCUCUCUUCCCCAGGGAGCCAAGGCCGGACACUCCCUCCCCCACUCAGUCAACACUUCCCCCUACAGAGACUGCUCCCUCCCGGGCCCCCUGCCCAACGCCUCACCCCUGGGGGGUCGAGGAGGUGCAGGCGGUGGUGCUGGAGGUGGGAGUUGUUCUUUACAGAGAGAUGGUCAGAAGGUGGCCCGUAUUCGCCACCAGCAGCACGGUGGGCCUGGCCCGGACGCCCCAGCAGCAGAGCUGAACCAGAACAACAAACAGAACCAGGACCUGAACAGGAAGCUAGAGAUGUCCCCGUACGGCUACAGCAACAGCCUCACCACGUCCACCCUGCAGAGGAGGAGCAGCAGCGGAAGGCCUACAUGGAGUCUCUCAGUGGUGGCAGACAACAGCCCCAGCAACAACCAGGGCAAGGUAUGGGCCUCCCUCCUCAUCCUUCUCCCCAGCCCCAGCCACCUCCACCCCCAGCCCCUCUCAGCAGCAGCAAGACCCCAGGUCGCCUCACAGGCCCAGGAGGAGAGCAGUGCCAUGAAGAGCCUGCUGAAGUACAGCACCCAGCAGCCCCUGCUCCUCUCCCAGAAGAGUCCCUUCGGAGGCCUGGGGAGCCUCAAAUCCGCUGGUCCUGGGGGUCCUGGAGGUGGAGCCCCUGGGGUUAGCUGCACCCUGCAAGGCAGCAAACAACAACAGGCCUUGCCCACCAGGAAGGGCCCGGUCAAUGACGGGCGCUCUGACUGUGGGGGGCGUGGCCGGGAGGUGGGCGAGGCGGUGGGUCACGGUGAAGGAGAGGUGCGCCAGCCGCCUGUGGGCAUCGCAGUCGCCGUGGCGAGGCAGAGGGAACCGUCCUGUCGCCCGGUGGACGCCCACCCCAACAGCCGGCAGGGGCGGGUGCACCCCUCCAUGAAAGGACCUCCUCGCUCCAUGUACCCCUCAGACCCUGCAGGAGAGGAGGAGAGGAAGAGGAUGAGUGGAGAGCGGAUGGGUCUGACCUGCCUGGACCGAGACAGAGAGGCCUACAUCAGGGAUAAUAAGGAUCCAGUGGACUUCACAAGGAUCCAUCCGUCCAACAGCUGUCACGGUGACAUCACCUCUCACCUCAUGUGCGGGUGGGACUUCCUACAAUCUGGCCAAUUAGGAGACCCCUCUGCACAUGCACACGCCCACUCGGCCCACCACCAUUGGCUGCCGAGCACUGGAAGUCCCUCCAUCUGGAUGACAAGCCACUCCUACGGAAUCGGCCACUCAGCCCUUCACCAGAACCUCGCCCCAGGUUCUGCAGCCAUGCCAGGGUCUCUACAGCCUGUGCUGCCUCUGCCUCAGGACCCGUCUACCCAGCUGGUGGUGCUACCCACAGAGGCCUGCUGCCCACCCUGUCACACAUCACCUGGUUUCUACGGCAACAGGAGCUGUACGCUCUCCAGCAGCAUCAACAGCAUCAUCAUCUGCAGCAGCAGCAUCAACAUCAACAGCAACAGAAAACACCCCCACCCAGGGGCCUGCACUGCUCACCUGUCCCCCUGCUGCCAGUCCCAGUCCCCCACCCUGCGCCCCCACCCUAAGAGCACCCCAUCCACCCCCUGCCCCGCCCCUAGCCCUGCAGCCGCCGCCCCUCGGUCUCCGGAAAUCAGUCCCGCCCCCCCACAGCUGCCAAAAGGGGCGGAGACCCAGGACAAGAGAGGAGAGGGACAGCCCCUGCAGGAUUACCCACAAUCCCUGGAGCCUGACUUGCCUCCUGGAUACACCUACCCUGCCAUCGCCAUGGGUUACAGGAGCUGCACAUCGCCCCACGAUGUCCGAUUGGCCGAGCCAGCUGACCUGGAGGCGGUUCAGGCGGAGCCUGCUGAGAAUGCUCCCCAGCCUCUCUCCAGCCUAGGGGCGGAGCUAGAGUGUCAGGCCAUGGUGAGGCCCUCCCACACCAGGACGUGGAGGAGGAAGAGGAGGGGCAAAAGGAAGAGGAGGUGCAGAGAGGAGGUGGAAGCCAGAGAAGCAGCAGGCAGCUGUGGACCUCCAGAUCAGGAGCAUAGGGAGGAGCAGGAGGAGGAGGUGUCAGUGUGUCCUCCUACGGAGAGCCGUGUGUGUGACACCGCCUCCUGUUCCAUCCUAUCCCCCUCUCUGAGGAGGAGAACCACAGAGAUGACCCCACCUCCACCCUGGAGGAGCAGGAGGAGGAAAAGUGCAAGGUGGAGAGAGGACAGCAGCAGGAGGUGGCAGGAGAACAGGAGGAGCAGGACUCCACCAUCAUCGACCUGGACCCUCCCUGCACUGCCCAACCCCACCAGGAGGCAAAUACUGAGGAGGAAGAGGAGGGGAGGAGAGGAGGAGAGUACUCCUAAUGAUGACAACCACUCAGUAGAGUUGGUGUGCCUCUCCCCCUCCUCUCCCUCUCUGUGCCCCAGCCAGUCUAUCAUCACCCUCUCCACCCCCCUGAAACCCAUUGUGCCUAGUUACUGGAGCCUAGAGCUGCUGAUCGCUGCAGCCUUCUGUGCCGACGUCCCUCCGUUUCCCAUGCUGGCCUCCAGCACCCUCCAGCCCCAGGCCUGUGACACCCAUCCCUGCCCCAGCCACCCCCACCACGGCAUGGAGCUGCUCAGCGAGCUGGCCGACCUGGAGCUCCAACAGCACCGACACAACACAGGAGACAGCCAAGGAGAGGAGAUGUUGAUCUUUGACCUCCAGAGUCUUGCCACCCUGGCAGCAGCCCGUGCCUUGGAGCUGGGUGCCCAGGAGGGUAGCGGGGAGGGUGCCGGGCGGCACUACCCUGCCCGCAAGACCCUCAACCUGCGCAGGAAAUACAGCUGGACACCUCGCCACGAACCGGCAUGCCCGGCCAAGGGCACCAUGGAGAGGAUGGAGGGUCCGGAGCUGGCCAUGCGGGUGAAGCUGGCAGAGCUCCAGAGGCGCUACAAAGAGAAACAGAGGGAGUUAGCCAAGCUACAGAGGAAGCAUGACCACCAGAAGGAGGAAACACCUCGCAGCCCUGCUCGUAGAGGACCGGGGCGGCCCAGGAAACGUAAAUCAACCCCCACCGCUGGCCCAGGCUCCUCCUCUGAGACCCAGAGGAAAGUCAAGUCGUUAGGGGCGGGACUUGGCCUGUCGCCCGAGGACCUGCUGGGAGGAGGGGGUGGGGACGCCCAGAGGAAGAAGAAGAAGCUGUCCAAUCGGGGCUUUGAGCGGCUCGGCGCGGCAGAGGUCAGGGUUCUUUAUGCAGACAGCGGCGGCCAGGAGGGCUGGACGGGGACCCCGCUGAUGAUGCGUGGGGGCAGGAGGAAUGGGAUGGGGGGAGCUCUCGGGGUCCAGGGGUCCGCACGGCUGCAGCAGCCCAGGGCCAGGGUCCUCCGAGCCAGUAGUCAGGAAGCCAUGGAGGGGGGAGAGACCUCCCCUACAGAGAGUGAAUCCUCCAACCAGGCUGGAGGCCAAUCAGAAAGCCCGGAACAAAAAGAGAGGCAGGAACUUUACGGUUCCCAGAGUUUGUCCGGGGCAGAGGGAGAGGUGAAGGUGAGGAAGAGGGCCCCCUGUAGGCUUGGCAUGGUCACUGCAGCCAAGAAGCACCCAGAGUAUCAGGACCAGUCAGAGGGGAUGAGGAGGACCGGCGGACCCAGGUCCCAGGAGCCUCGCCGGGAGAGCCUAGGGACCCGGGGCAGCCUCUACCGGAGGACCAUGGGACCGGUCACCUUCCCCACCACCAGUGAGAGGCUGAAGAGGGCCACACGCAAGAGCACCAUGCUGAGGGGACCCAUUAACAAGAGGAGAAGUUGCUGGUCAGGCGGUGUCCAAUCACCUCAGAGUGACGACAACACUUGCAGGGGGAGGAGGAUCCGAAACAAACAGCCCAAGGGCCGUGCAGUGAGCCGUCUACUAGAGAGCAUGGCGGCGGACGAGGGCUUUCAGAUGGAUGAGGAUGAUAGCAGCUUCUCCGAGGGGGAUGAGGACAGUAACCCAACAUACCCUCACAACCCCAGGAAUCCACUAGCAGCCCCCAGCUGUGUCCUGACCAGACAGCUGCUGACAGAUGGACUCAGGGUGCUGAUCUCCAAGGAGGAUGAACUUCUCUACGCAGCCCGGGUCCACACACUGGAGCUGCCAGACAUCUACAGCAUUGUUAUUGACGGGGAGAGAGGAAACCGCCCCAGAAUCUACUCACUGGAGCAACUGCUGCAGGAAGCGGUCCUGGAUGUGCGUCCAGAGACAGAGUCGGUGCUCUCUGAGGGGACGAGGGUGUGUGCCUACUGGAGCGAACGCUCUCGCUGCCUAUACCCAGGCAACAUACGCCAAGGUGGUUCAGGGGAGGAGGGAAGGGAGGAUCUCCCUCCUAAACAUCCGCCUCCUCCCCCGGGCUACCAGAUCCACUGUGCGGAGUCGUCCCCUGCCCACCUGGUGUCUAGCGGCCGGGCGGCUCGGAGGAGCUUCAGUCUGGAAAAAGCCCCCCUGAGUGAGAGAGUCUCGGAGAGACAGGCCAGCACAGAGCCUGCCAGGAGACGACCAGGGAGACCCAAAGGUUCAGGGAAGAAGAAGAACCUGUCAGACAGCACCAAUAAGAACGCAGCCCCUCUGCUCAGCUGGCCGGCUGUGGCUGUCCCCAGGAAGAGGGCCUGUGAAAAUCUGUUCCAGCUCAACGGGACUCCCAGGAAGGGCCUGAGGGGGACGAGGGAGGCACACCUGUUCCCCCUGCCCCCGGCCCCUGUCUCUACACCGACCAAGGGCCUGUUCAGCAGCAGCUCCUUCGAGGUUGACUCCUUCAGCAGCAUCGCGAACGGCUACUCCUCCUUCUGUAGCACCCAGCCCACCGGCAUGUCCCUGGGUUCCAGGACCGGGCCCUAUGUCCAGAGACGGAGGCCCGGCGAGGUGCCGCGGAGCAGCAGGAAGAGCAGUCAGGAGUUCCUGGUCAAACUGGAUCACGAGGGGGUGACUUCACCCAAGACGAAGAACAGCAAGGCCCUGCUGCUGCUGGGCGGUGGCUCUGGGUUCGGGGCCAAAGGCGUGGGCGGCCUCCCCAGGCCUGAGGCCUACUCCCACCCAGUCCUGCUGGUCAAGGACAACAGGAAGGGAGUUUCUGCCUCAAGGGCUGAGCUCCUCCUUAAGGGUGCCCCUCCUCCACAGAGGAAGGCUUCUCCCUCCCUGGCUAUUGGGGGAGUACGGUUUCGUCCAGCUCAGGCUCCAUGUCCAGUUCCAGCCUGUGCUCCUCGGAUAACGACUCGUCCUACAGCUCGGAGGAUGAGGAGAGCUCCACGCUGCUGCUACAGAGCUGCCUGUCCUCCCACCAUGGCCUGCUGCAGUCCCCUGAGCCCCGGCUGCAGCCGGACCCACCAGGGCCAACAGUCCUUCGUGGCCAAGGCUGUGGCCGUAUCCAACACCAAGGCAGGAGGAGCCACCAACGACCACAGUGCCAACAACAAGCUUCUCAAAAGGAAGGAGUGUAGCAGCUCGUCCCCCUCCAAACCCCCCAGAGACCUGGUGAAGAGGCAAAGGGUUAUCCCCGGUGAUGCAAGACCAAGACCCAAGAUGAACACGUUCCUACCGGGAAGACAGAUGUGGCGGUGGUCGGGGAACCCCACUCAGCAUGCUCUGUAUCAGUCGUGCCACGAGGACGAGAAUGACGUCCAGACAAUCUCCCACAAGUGCCAGGUGGUGAGCCGCGAGGAGUAUGAACACAUGGCCCGCGGCCAGAAACCUAGCAGCAGCGUGACCACCCAAGGCCUGUACUAUCUGGCUGGCACCUAUGACCCCACCAGCGGUCAACUGCUCACUGCUGAGGGGGUGGCCAUCGUCUGCUGAGCUGAGGACAUCUUGUCCUAAGGAUACUACUGAACCACCCAUCUGAUGGGAAAUGAAGGUGAAGGUCCCCGCAGCUUUGCCUGAAGGACCCCUGGUCUGAUUCAGUCCGUAGGAGGGUUCCCAGAUGGGUCAGUCCUGGAGGAAGUGAAGGUCGAGGUGCCUGUGGCUUUGCCUGAAGGACCCCUGGCCUGACUCAGUCCGUAGGAGGGUUCCCAGAUGGGUCAGUCCUGGAGGAAGUGAAGGACCCUGGCCUUAGUCAGUGCUGACUAGUGGUGGACGUCAGGGCCAAGGCAGGGCUGUCCCCUGUCUACACUGGAUAUCUCAACACACAUGGCUGCUAGACUGGGGUGUAGUUAGAAGAAGGGGAGGGGGUAGCCAUUCACAGCAGUGAACCCCAUUCUGCUCCCAUCCUCACUGGGUGAAGACAAGGAUCUGGGUCCUGAACAACCACAAUCCAGGAGGUCAAUGACACCCGACUGACUUUCCAUUGGUCCAACUUAACAUCUCUUUAGUUUAGACUGAGGAUGGCAUGUUUGAGGGACUGUUUCACACCUCAUCUUUACACCACUCACCCAUCAUAGGUCACCAAAUUAGAGCUGAACAUAGGUUUGGAUUGGACAGCUCAAUGCACCAUUAGGUCGCUCCGGACCAGGCCUGUGGUUGCCUCAUUUCAGCUGAGUGCGUGAGUGAGUGAGGUAUGGGAUGUACUCUCCAUAGUUCGUCUUCAUGAUUCCAGGGAUGAUAAAAUAUGUAUAAGAUAUCCAUGAUAAAGAUGUAAAUAUUUGGGAUGAUUUUUCCAGUCAAGCCAUACACUUCAGUACCUCUUGUCUCUCUUAUGGAUCAGGUGUAUACUGUACAGGUCAGUUAUCUGUUCUUUUUUUGUUGUCUAUAUGUAUAUAACAACUAUUUUAUAUACAAGUAUAUAUGAAAGGUAUCUUUCCAUGUUUUUUUAUUGAUUUAUUUUUCUAUGGAGGGGUGAAUAUGGCUCUUUGUGUUUUUCUUUGGGACGAUGAGCUGAAGAUGUAAAAGUGUUGCACUACACAUGACCUGCUGAGACAGACAGACAGACAGACAGACAGACAGACAGACAGACAGACAGACAGACAGGCAGGCAGGCAGACAGGCAGGCAGGCAGGCAGACAGACAGGCAGACAGACAGACAGACAGACAGACAGACAGACAGACAGACAGACAGACA
Messenger RNA from Oncorhynchus keta (chum salmon), 8992 nucleotides. Its product is annotated as BAH and coiled-coil domain-containing protein 1-like. The record is from RefSeq and is a predicted model, not a curated record. Lineage: Eukaryota; Metazoa; Chordata; Actinopteri; Salmoniformes; Salmonidae.